Messenger RNA from Pyrus x bretschneideri (Chinese white pear), 2181 nucleotides. RefSeq names its product arabinosyltransferase XEG113-like. Gene Ontology annotation, biological process: cell wall pectin biosynthetic process. The coding region runs from base 1 to 1893 and encodes 630 amino acids. The transcript has 13 exons. Lineage: Eukaryota; Viridiplantae; Streptophyta; Magnoliopsida; Rosales; Rosaceae. Gene Ontology annotation, molecular function: arabinosyltransferase activity. The record is from RefSeq and is a predicted model, not a curated record. Gene Ontology annotation, cellular component: Golgi apparatus.
AUGGCGUGGAAGAAUGCGUUCGACAAGGCGAAGCCAGUGUUCGUGACGAUAUACGCCACCGUAAUAAUUGGGAUCGUCUUCUCGUCUUUGUAUGUGAUAUCCGCCAUCUACUCCGGCAAGUCUGCCGCUGAUUCCACCACCUCCUGGCUUUCCCAUUUAGGUUCUCCUCCUUUAGAGCAAGCACCCAAUGUUUCUCAACCAGAAAUAGUUCAAGCAAUGGCCACACCUUCAGUAGGGCCUCAAAGCAUGUCAACAAGACCUAUUUGGGAAGCUCCCCCACGCACAAAGAAAAUGCCACCUUUGAAGAAAUUUAGACUGAGCAAAGAACUAGUUCAGCAAAGAGUGAAGGAUAACGUUGUUAUAGUGACCUUUGGGAACUAUGCAUUCAUGGAUUUUAUCCUGACUUGGGUUAAACACUUGACUGAUCGGGGGCUUUCUAACCUUCUCAUUGGUGCAAUGGACACCAAACUGUUGGAGGCUUUGUAUUGGAAAGGUGUUCCGGUAUUUGACAUGGGCAGCCACAUGAGCACAAUAGACGUUGGAUGGGGGUCGCCAACAUUCCACAAGAUGGGACGAGAAAAAGUUAUACUGAUAGACUCAAUUCUCCCUUAUGGUUUUGAACUAUUGAUGUGUGAUACAGACAUGGUUUGGUUGAAGGACCCACUUCCGUAUCUUGCUCGUUAUGCAGAAGCAGAUGUCUUAACUUCCAGUGAUCAAGUUGUACCAACGGUCACCGAUGACAGGCUGGACAUUUGGCAACAAGUUGGUGCUGCGUACAACAUUGGAAUUUUUCACUGGCGGCCAACAGAUGCUGCUAAAAGAUUGGCUAAGGAAUGGAAAGAUAUGCUUCUAGCUGAUGAGAAGAUAUGGGACCAGAAUGGGUUUAAUGAUCUCGUACGAAGACAGUUAGGGCCACCAGUUGAUGGAGAGAGUGGACUUGUAUAUGCUUUUGAUGGAAGUCUCAAGCUGGGAGUUCUGCCUGCGAGUAUAUUUUGUAGUGGGCAUACAUAUUUUGUCCAGGCCAUGCAUCAACAAUUGAGAUUGGAGCCAUAUGCAGUGCAUACCACAUUCCAGUAUGCAGGUACUGAAGGAAAACGCCACCGACUACGGGAAGGCAUGGUUUUCUAUGACCCACCAGAAUACUAUGAUGCACCAGGAGGUUUUUUGUCAUUUAAGCCGUCUAUUCCUAAGAGCUUGUUGCUAGAUGGGGAGCAUAAUGUUAAAUCACAUUUUACUCUUAUUAAUUACCAAAUAAAACAAAUAAGAACAGCUCUUGCAAUUGCUUCUCUGUUGAAUCGCACCCUGGUUAUGCCUCCACUAUGGUGCAGGUUGGAUAGGCUGUGGUUUCCCCACCCUGGCGUUCUUGAGGGAUCUAUCACUAGACAACCUUUUAUUUGCCCUCUAGAUCAUGUGUUUGAGGUGAAUGUCAUGCUUAAGGAAUUGCCAGCGGAGAUAUUUGGGCCCCCAAUCGGUGUUAGAGAAUACUCAUUCUUUGACAAUCCAUUGAUGCCAAAACAGGUGAAGGACUCAUGGCUUGAUGUCCAGCUUUGUCAACAAGGAACGCGAGAUUGCAUAGCUUCAAAUACUACCACCCCUUCAGGAGCACUCAGAUUUCCAAAGAGAAGCAACGAAGAAACGUUCAAGACUGUAUUCUCCUCGUUCAAGGAUGUAAAAGUAAUUCAGUUUUCUUCUAUGCAAGAUGCAUUCCCAGGUUUCACCGACAAGGCAAGGGAAGAGAAAUUCAGGAAUCGUGCGAAGCGGUAUGUUGGUAUAUGGUGUUGUGUGGCUGAACACACUCCUGGUCACAUAUACUAUGACAUGUACUGGGAUGAGAAACCAGGUUGGAGACCUAUCCCUCCUCAAACCCGUGAGGACGAUCACCCACCACCGUAAGAUAAACGGAGCAAUAUCUGUACGUGGAUCUGUCAAAGGAAAUACAAAGACGAGGAGUAUGGGAAAGUAUCUGACAAACGAAUUAGUUCCUAACUUACCUACAUGAAUAGACAGGAAGAGGACUGCAUCCAUGUUUGUACACGGAGGAGAGGCUGUACCGAAUGCCGAUCCAUAUUAAGAACGGGAGAAAUAGUGUUGUGUAUUAAAGAAAUCUUUUUCAGGUGUAUCAUUCAUAAUCUUCAUAUGUAGCUCCAAUAAAAGAAAUGGAAAACUUCAUAUUAAUUUGCA